AACGUUUCAAGGUGGCGCCGGCGCACUAGGCUGUAUCUUAUUGUGUUUUUUUGUUUUGAUUUUUUAGUUGGGGCUGAGGAAUUGGGUAGAGUCGCAGUCGUUUUUUGUUCUGAAACUAUUUUAGAUCUGCAUUGAUUUCGGGUGUCUUUUAUGAAUAAUCCGAAGCAGCAAAAGCCGACGCUAACCGGUCAGCGUUUUAAAACUAGGAAAAGAGAUGAAAAGGAGAGAUUUGACCCUACCCAGUUUCAGGAAAGCAUCGUUCAAGGUCUGAAUCAAACUGGCAGUGACCUGGAAGCAGUAGCGAAGUUCCUGGAUGCCUCCGGCGCCAAGCUCGACUACCGGCGCUAUGCCGAGACGCUCUUCGACAUCCUGGUGGCCGGCGGAAUGCUGGCCCCAGGUGGAACUCUGUCUGAUGACAUGACCCGCACAGAGUUCUGUCUCUUUACUGCGCAGGAAGACCUGGAGACCAUGCAAGCAUAUGCUCAGGUUUUUAACAAAUUAAUCCGGCGUUACAAGUACCUGGAGAAAGGACUUGAGGAGGAGAUCAAGAAGCUGCUGCUGUUCCUGAAAGGUUUCUCCGAGUCGGAGCGCAACAAGCUGGCCAUGCUGACUGGGAUCCUGCUGGCCAAUGGGCACAUCUCCGCCUCCAUCGUCAGCAGCCUUUUCAACGAGGUUCUCGUCAAAGAGGGUGUCUCACCGGCCUUCGCCGUGAAGCUGUUCAAAGCCUGGAUAAACGAGAGAGACAUCAAUUCCGUCGCCGGCAGUCUCCGCAAAGUCGGCAUGGACAACAGGAUGAUGGAGCUGUUCCCUGCCAACAAGCGGAGCUGCGAACACUUCUCCAAGUACUUCACCGACGCGGGGCUGAAGGAGCUGUCCGACUUCGCCCGGAACCAGCAGUCCAUCGGCGCCCGCAAGGAGCUGCAGAAGGAGCUCCAGGAGCAGAUGUCCCGCGGGGACCCCUUCAAAGACAUCAUCGUUUACGUCAGGGAGGAGAUGAAGAAGACCGGCAUCUCCGAGCAGACCAUGGUCAGCAUCGUCUGGUCCAGCGUCAUGAGCUCAGUGGAGUGGAACAAGAAGGAGGAGCUGGUCACGGAACAAGCCAUCAAGCACCUGAAGCAAUACAGUCCCCUUCUGAGCGCCUUCACCUCCCAGGGGCAGUCAGAGCUCACUCUGCUGCUGAAGAUCCAGGAGUACUGCUACGAUAACAUUCACUUCAUGAAGUCCUUCCAGAAGAUCGUGGUGCUGCUCUAUAGAGCGGACGUUUUGAGCGAAGAGGCCAUCUUGAAGUGGUACACCGACGCUCACGUUGCGAAAGGGAAGAGCGUUUUCCUCGAGCAGAUGAAGAAGUUUGUCGAGUGGCUCAAGAACGCCGAAGAAGAAUCCGAGUCCGAUCCGGAGGACGAAGGCUGAGCCCUGCAUUUUCAGCUCAGUGCAACGGGAGCCGUAGAAUGUUUUGUUACAAACCUCUGACCUUCGUUUUCAUUUCUUUCUUUUUCUAUUCUACCUCCUGUACUUUCAACCAUAACCCGUUCAAAUGCGAUAUAAAGGGCUUUCACAGUGUUGAUUUUAACUCCUUUUUCUAAACUAAUAAUGUUUACACUUAAAGAGCACCAAUCGUCAAAACCAGCCUCCCAAACACAACUGGGCUAAUGGCGCCGAUUGCUAAGGUGCUGUAUUUGGCCAUCUUUAAAUUGAUCCGUGUCCUGGUUUUUUUUCUUUUCUUUGUUUUAUUCUUCAUCAGUGGGUCCUUAUAGUUACUCCCCACCGCCUAUUUUGGAAGGAAAGCAUUCGGUUUAAUGUAGGGCGCGAUCUGGACCCUCGAUCGACACUUUUCAAACAAGUUGGACUUGUUGGGGUACGCAUUGGGGUAUGCCUUCUCUCCUCUAAGUAUGAGGACCCUUGUCUGAUUUUUACUUUCCUGAACUAUAAUUGCCUGUUUUGCCAAAGGAGUAAGCCCUGUUUUUUAAUGUCGGUUCUAUCCAACUCUAGUUCAUUCUUUUCACUUUGGAUUAAGUGUCAAAAAUAAUGUAAUGUAAAUGCAUGGCGCUGGUGAGGUGCCACUUCUAAACCGAAAUUGCCGUGGACAUCAAACAUAAAAUGCAGUGCCAGCUCUCUAAUAUUGGUUACUCUUUUCGUUACCCUGAUAUCAAUUGAAUUUUUUUAAAAAUAAAGAAUUCAAGGUAUAAA
Molecule: messenger RNA, 2187 nt
Organism: Conger conger (European conger)
Lineage: Eukaryota; Metazoa; Chordata; Actinopteri; Anguilliformes; Congridae
Product: eIF5-mimic protein 2-A-like
Exons: 12
Coding region: 151-1410 (419 amino acids)
Cellular component (GO): cytoplasm; membrane
Molecular function (GO): protein binding
Source: RefSeq, a predicted model, not a curated record